CUAACCCCAAAGUCAGGGUUUUAUUGGGGUUCAGCCCACCUCCGUUUUGUUCUGUUCAACUUCUUUACACUACACAUCGGAACUUCCCUUAUUGCUCAAGGACACACUCCCGGCGGCAACUAUCUUCUCUAUGCGUGUGAGUUUCUCUAAAGGACAAUGGCCUCCGUUUGCCCAAUUGAUUCAAAGUACCCCAAUGAAAUCUCUGCUCUCCUUUCUCCUCCUUCACCUCACCAAGUUCAGGAAUAUUUUGAUCAGCUUGUAUGGACAAGGCAGUGUCGUGGUCUUCGAGUGAAGCAGAAUGGAGCUUUUGGAAAGGGUGUCUUUGCUGAUGCUGUUUUCAGAGAAGGGGACCUUGUCCUGAAGGACCAAAUGCUCGUGGGAUCUCAGCAUACGUCAAAUAAGAUGGACUGUCUGGUGUGCAGCUUUUGUUUUCGCUUUGUUGGAUCUAUAGAACUUCAAAUUGGAAGGAAGUUAUAUUUUCAAGAUCUUGGAGUGUCUACUAAUCAUCAAUGUGACAUGGAGCCUUCAUCACCCAUAUCAGAAGAUUGCAUGGAAACUGAAUCAGAUGAUGGCCAGGAGAUUGAAUUAGAAAAUAAUGAAAGCAUGGGAGCAUGUUCUUCCAGCACUUCUAAAGGCGCAGAUUUACCCAAAGGGCUUGUGGAAUCAUUGAUGAACGGUGGCCUAUCAUUGCCUCACUCCAAUGAGUUUGCGAUGCCUCCAGCCAUUCCUUGUCCUGGGGGAUGUGGUGAGGCCUUCUACUGCAGUAAAUCGUGUGCAGAAGCUGAUUGGGAAGUAUUCCAUUCGUUACUUUGUACUGGAGGAAAAACUGAACCUUCACGCAGGGAGGCAAUGCUAAAAUUUAUACAACACGCCAAUGACACAAACGACAUAUUCCUCCUUGCUGCAAAGGCAAUUUCUUCCACUAUUUUGAAGUAUAAGAAGUUAAAGCUGGCUUCUUCUGGACAACAAACGAAAUAUGGCACAUGCCCUAUUCUCAAUAAUGCUGAUCUGUCCAUUCUUUUGGAGGCAUGGAAGCCAAUCUCGAUGGGACAUAAAAGAAGGUGGUGGGACUGUAUUGCACUGCCGGAUGAUGUCGAACCGUCCAACGAAGUUGCCUUCCGGAUGCAAAUAAGAGAGAUGGCUUUCAUGUCAUUGCAGCUACUCAAGGAAGCAAUUUUUGACGUUGGAUGUGAACCUUUAUUCUCCCUUGAAAUCUAUGGCCAUAUAAUUGGCAUGUUUGAGCUAAAUAAUCUUGAUUUGGUUGUAGCAUCACCGGUUGAGGAUUACUUCUUGUAUAUUGACGAACUUUCAUCUCCUCACAAGGAAAGAGCUGAGGAAAUUACCCGACCCCUUUUGGAUGCUCUCGGCGAUAGCUAUUCAAUUUGUUGUCAAGGUACAGCCUUUUUCCCCUUACAGAGUUGUAUGAAUCAUUCUUGCUAUCCAAAUGCUAAAGCGUUCAAAAGAGAGGAGGAUAGAGAUGGACAAGCAACCAUAAUUGCAGUCAGGCCCAUCCACCCAGGGGAAGAGGUCACAAUUUCAUAUAUAGACGAAGAUCUACCGUUUGGUCAGAGACGAGCAUUACUUGCAGAUUAUGGGUUCGAAUGCAGAUGCCCCAAGUGCUUACAAGAGCAUCCUUAGCAAGCCAUUCCCUUUGGAAUCUGCCUCAUCGAUUAAGUUUCAAACAAGCUGGGCAAACUAAAAGAUUUUUUUUUCUGUUUUGAACAAUUAUAUAUUAAUGUUUCAAGAAAUGUAGCUGUAGUAUUUUCAAUCGUUCUAACUUUAUUAGUCUAAUGUUAAACUUCUCAUCAUUGUGAUGAUGCCAAGUUUGCUAGAUACCUAGAGAAGGGAGGAAAGGUAUAAUGAGAAAAAAUUAUUUGUAAUUGCGAAUUUAUGGUUAACUCAUUCUGUGAAGGUAAAACCUCAAUCAAGGACUCGUUUAAAAAGUACAAA
This is a messenger RNA of Cucumis melo (muskmelon), 1950 nucleotides long. Its product is annotated as histone-lysine N-methyltransferase ATXR2. The transcript has 15 exons. Gene Ontology annotation, molecular function: methyltransferase activity; protein binding. The coding region runs from base 157 to 1638 and encodes 493 amino acids. The record is from RefSeq and is a predicted model, not a curated record. NCBI's taxonomy places the organism in Eukaryota, Viridiplantae, Streptophyta, Magnoliopsida, Cucurbitales, Cucurbitaceae.